Molecule: messenger RNA, 1446 nt
Organism: Cordyceps fumosorosea ARSEF 2679
Lineage: Eukaryota; Fungi; Ascomycota; Sordariomycetes; Hypocreales; Cordycipitaceae
Product: membrane transporter
Exons: 1
Coding region: 1-1446 (481 amino acids)
Biological process (GO): transmembrane transport
Molecular function (GO): transmembrane transporter activity
Source: RefSeq, a predicted model, not a curated record
AUGACCCGACGACCCUCGCCGCCGCGGGGCUACCGCUGGCGGUCGAAGCGCGCCUUCGUCAUCGCCACCGUCGGCGUCGGCCUCUUCAGCGACCUCUUCCUCUACGGCAUCGUCGUGCCCGUCAUGCCCUUCCUGCUGCGCGACCGCCUCGGCGUCGCCGAACCCUCCGCCGUGCAGGCGCACACCGCGCGCCAGCUCGCCGCCUACGCGGGCUCCUCGGUGCUCUUCGCGCUGCCAGUCGGCUGGGCCGCCGACCGGCUCGGCGCGCGCAAGGCGCCGUUCCUCGUCGGCGUGGCCGCGCUGCUCGCCAGCACCGCGCUGCUCUGCGCGGGGCGCUCGCUGGCGGCGCUGAUCGCGGCGCGGCUGCUGCAGGGCCUCUCGGUCGCGAUAGUGUGGGCGGUCGGCUUCGCGACGAUCCAGGACUUGGUGGGAUCGGCGGAGCUGGGAAGCGUGACGGGGGCCAUAUUCUCGUUCGUGUCCGCGGGGGAGCUGGUGGCGCCGGCGCUGGGCGGCUUCUUGUACGACCGCGGCGGGAUGGGGGCUAUCUUUGCGCUCAGCGCAGCGGUGCUGCUGGUCGACAUAGCCAUGCGGCUGCUGAUGCUGGACAAGCUGGAGAUGGACGGUUAUGAAGUGGUGCCCGAGGUGGACAAGAGCCCAGCAGCAUCGGAGGCCGUUGAGAGUGUCGUUGCUCAAGGCGACUUCGGCGACGUGAGCGAGACAUCGCCCUUGCUUGUCCGGAGCGACGAGACAAAGUGCGCUGACUUUCGUCUGCCGGAGAAUGCAGGCUGGCUUGCGCAAAACCUCCCGGUGCUGUACUGUAUGCGCGACCCGCGGCUGUCCAUGGCCAUGGUCAUCUCCCUGGUGCAGGGCGUCUUUCUCGGUGUCAUCGACGCGACGUUGCCGAUUGAGCUGUCGAACAUCUUCUCCUUCUCCUCAAACCAAGUCGGCAUGGUAUUCGUCUGCUUGAUGGUGCCCUUUGUUGGGUUGGGCCGACCAGCGGGCUGGGCGGUAGACAGAUACGGGUCCAGAGCGCUGGCGACGACGGGAUACCUGCUCAUGACACUUGCGAUCGGCCUCUUGUCCUUGCCGUCGCUCGGAGUACUGCCUGAAGCUGCCAAGCUACCGUUCUUCUGCACCGUCCUGGCGCUCAACGGCGUUGCGCUGGCGAUGACGGGGCCCAUCAGCUUCGUCGAGGCCGGAAGCACCAUUGAAUCCUACCACUUGACGAAUCCCGGGUUCUUCGGCAAGCAUGGGCCGUAUGCGCAGCUGCACGGGCUCAACUCGUUGUUCUUCUUUGCGGGGCUGGCGAUUGGUCCGCUGGCUGGCGGCUGGAUCAGUGAAGCGUACAGCUUCCACACGAUGGCGCUUGCGUCUGCGGGCGUCGCUGCUGCGAUGGUAGGGUUGGUUUUGAGGUUGGUUGGGAAGAGUACGAGUGAGAGUGUGUAA